UUUGUCAUGUUUAUUAUAAAAGUUUUUGGAAAUGUCACUGAAUUUGGAAGAUGUGCUUAAAAAUCUCGGCUGGGCUGAUGGAUUCCAGAUUCCUAUCGCCAAUGCCGAGAAUAAAGCUCUCGAAGAAGAAUUAGCCAAGCUCAGCUUGAGAAAACAGAAGGGAAAAACCGGUUUGGAGAUUUUAAGUAGUAGAUUGGAUGCUUUAAAUGAUCAUUUCAAAUAUGUAACACAGGAAAAUGAACAAACUCAGAAACUUAUCACGGCUCACAAGCAACAACUCGACGCUCUCGAAGAUGCUUACCACACCGCGAAAGCCGAAAACCAAAACACCCUUCAAGCAAUCAAAACCGGCGGCAACCAACUCAAAGAAGCCGAAGACCUACAAACGCACCGAAAGAGCGACCUCGUCAAACAAGUUGCCAAAGCGGACAAGCUCAAAGCCGAAAUGGAUUGGGACGCCGAGGCUUUGAAAGCCUGGGAAGAGGCGCUGAAAAAGAGGGACGAAGACAUAGAGUUAUUGAGGAAGUUCUUUCAGGACGAUGAUAGGAGAUUUAAUCAUCUAGAGGCUAGGCGACAGCAUCUGCAGAACGAGCUGGGGAUUAUGAGGAGAAAAAUCGCUAGAAUUGCGGCGACGAGCGAUAAUUGUGAACAAAUGAUUCAACGAUCAGGUAAAGUAAUGAAGCAACUAUCAGUGGAAAGGGACGCGCUCAUCACACAAUGGAAAGCCUCGGUGAAGAUGCUGCAACAGCGAGACAACGACAUAAUGAAAUCGCAAGAACAGCUUUGCCACGUCCAGGAGAUGAUCGAGAAACAACGGGAAAAGCUGGAGGAAGAGAACACGUUUCUGGAAAACGAGAAGAGGAAUAACAGAAUAUUGGAAAUGGAAAUUCAGGAGGCGAAUAACUCGAAUUCGAGGUUGAAGCGAGAGAUGGCUGAUAUGUAUCAGGUUCUUUUGACUAUGAAUACAGAUUAUCACACAUUGAAGAGGCAAGUUAGCACAGCAUCGCAUCAUCUUAAGAACGAACGCCUCAGAGGGAAACGAAUGGACGAGCAAUUCACCGAAAAGGAAGCUCUUUGUGCCCAGUACACAGAAGACGUCGGUGCUUUACAAACGAAGCUGGAAGAAGUGAAAAACUCGGCCAUGACAUCCGAAGAGAGGAUCAAGAGCAUAGAAAAGAUAAUAGAACAAGAAGAGAAGCUGUACAAUAUAAAUUUGGCCGAUAUUGAGAAAACCAACGGAGUGUUGUUCAGGUCGGAGCAGACGUUGAAGGAGCAACGUGAGAUUGGUAAGAAUUUGGCAAUUGAGAUAGAUACUGGAGCCUGUACGACUGCUCAGUUAAGGAAGCAUAUCCAGACCGAACGGAAAGAGCUGGAAAGAAUCAAGGAGGUUGUAUACGAGAUGGAAUUUAGAAUUGACGAAUGUGAAAAGAAGCUGUACGAGCUAUCAGAAGUCAAGUAUGUCGAAGUGUCAGAAGAGAAACAACAAAAACUAGAUGAAUUAGAGAAGACAUUAAGUGAUUACAAAGAAUUACAACAUUCGCUGCAAAUCCAAGUGGACCGUUUACGAGAAGAAAUGCGUCGACUGACCACCGUCAUAGCUGCGGACAAAGAAGUACUGGAAACUUUAAAGAACAAGUGCGAAAAUUUCUUGUUGGUGUACGAAAUCAGCCAAAAGCAAAUCGCAGUUGCUAAGCGGUCGAUCCAAGAAAAGCAAGUGGAAGAGAAUAUGAUGCGUCUCAGAAUCAAUCAGAUCGAAAAGGAUAAGAAGAAAGAAGAGAAGCAGAUAUUUAAUUUAGAAAGAUUUAAACUCAAUAUCGAGCAGGCUAUGAAAGAGAGACAGCUAGAAAUCAACACUCAAAAAUUGAUCCUCUUAACGAAGAAACGUAGCCUAGAGGAAGACAAAGGAAGACUGAAGGCCGAUAUCAAUGUACGCAAAUUAAAGAUCGAUCAGUACCAGAAAAAGUACCAUUUGGCAUUGACCGGUCUGGGCAAGGACGAAGAAGGCCAGCCUAUGACGGUGACUCACUUUAAAAUCAAAAACGCACAGGAAAAGUUUUUUUUGCAACAAGAAGGGGACGAGUUGGAUAAGAAAAUCAAGACCGCGGAACAAGAAAUCGUUGCGUUGGAAAACACCUUGAAGAUCAUCAAUAUGACCAAUGCUUCGUUCAAAAAUAGCCUUGCGCCAGUAAAAGAAAACGAUCCCGAGUUGAACGAGAUGAAAGAGCUUCAAGAACAACUAAAGGCAACAACAAAUGAACUGAAGAAGUAUAGAAAUGAUGUUACUGUAAAACAAAAGGAACUGAAUGAACUGGACAAACAACACAAAGAACUGGAAGCUGUCCUUCACGAUAACGAGGCCAUUGUACAGCAACUGGAGGAUGAGAUUUUCAGCGUCAAGAAACAAGAAAUCGAUAAAUCGGAGAAGCUGAAGAGGGUCGAAUGCGAAUUGAAGAAACUGUCAAAACAACUAUUCGCUAAAGACAGACAAGAUAUUUAUAAAUAUAUCAGAGAUUUCGAAAUUCGGCACUUACAAGACACCAACAGAAAAGUCCUGGAUCAAUUCAAAGAGUUUACCGUUACUUACCCCGAAAUGGCGCCCUCCAUUACGAAAAACCUGAUCGAGAACAACUUGGAGCUGCCAGCUGGCAAGAAGACACCCAGUACGUACUCGUCCCUCUCUUCUCCGAGCAGCUGUUACUCCACCGAACUGCAGAACACCCAAAGAAUCAAUUCUGCGAGCUCUAGUAAUACUACCGUUUCGGUUAAAAAAGUUGAACUAGUUCUUGGCAUAUAAAUAUAUGGUUUUUUAUGUAAUAUUUUUUAUUUAAAUCAAUAUUUUGA
Messenger RNA from Diabrotica balteata, 2841 nucleotides. The record is from the annotation of a GenBank genome assembly. NCBI's taxonomy places the organism in Eukaryota, Metazoa, Arthropoda, Insecta, Coleoptera, Chrysomelidae.